AUGGGCCGCUCAGACUCGCUGGUAGACUCCGUAGAAGAGAAGAAGCGUCGUACCUGGGGAGGCCAGUUGGAAUUCAUUAUUUCCUGUGCUGCUGUUGGUCUAGGAGCAGUGUGGCGCUUUCCGUAUUUGUGUUACAGGAACGGUGGAGGCGCGUUUUUGAUACCAUACUGCGUCAGCUGGGCCCUAAUUAUCCUUCCAUUAUACUUCAUGGAGCUAUGUUUCGGUCAGUUUGCCAGCCUUGGACCUAUCGCUGUUUGGAAAAUUAAUCCACUGUUCAAAGGUAUUGGUUAUGGCAUGGUGGUGACUUGCUGGUUUCUUACUCUGUACUACAGCGUUCUCAUCGGCUACUGUAUUCACUACUUCUUCGCCUCAAUGACGGCCAUUUUGCCUUGGUCUACUUGUGGGAAUGCUUGGAAUACUGAAGAUUGUUUAGUUGUUGGCGGAGGUACACCAACGGACGCCACCAACUUAACCAUUAGAACAACGCUUCUGAAUACUACUGAUAAUACCGAGAUUACCGUCACUUCACCAAGCGAAGAAUAUUUUUACCGCAAAGUCCUGGAGAUGACUGAUGGGAUAGAGAAUUCAGGGGGUCUCAAGUGGGACCUUGUCCUGUGUCAUCUGCUGGCCUGGGUGAUUGUGUCGUUGGUCCUGAUCAAGGGAGUCAAGUCCAUGGGGAAGGCCAUAUAUUUCACCGCCAUUUUCCCACACAUUAUCAUGGCCGUCCUCCUUGUACGUGGUGCUUUGUUGGAGGGAUCUGCUGAAGGCAUUAAGUAUUAUCUGACGCCUGACUUUAAGCGACUUCUUCACUCUGAGGUUUGGGGUGACGCAGUUACUCACAAUUUCUAUUCGCUGAGCAUAUCUUUGGGAGGCCUAGUAAUGAUGUCAAGCCACAACAAGUUCCACCACAACUGCUUCAGAGACGCAUUUGUUUGUUCACUUGUGAACUGCGGUACUAACGUCUAUGCUGGGUUUGUCAUCUUCUCUGUGCUUGGCUACAUGGCGCACAUAUCUGGCAAAGAGGUGGCCGAAGUUGCCAGUCAGGGCCCAGGUCUUGCCUUCAUCGUGUAUCCCGAAGCCAUAUCCCAGUUACCAUUACCGACACUGUGGGCCAUUCUGUUCUUCUUCAUGAUGGCGCUGCUGGGAUUCAGCGUACAGUUCGCUAUGGUCGAGACCGUUUUGGGGAGCAUAAUGGACGAAUAUGCUCACAUUCUACGAUCUCAGAAAUGGAGGGAAAUAAUGGCGCGGGCGGUCGGGUGCGGAGUGUGUUUCUUGCUCGGCCUGCCAAUGUGCGCAAGGGGUGGCCAUUAUCUGUUAGAUCUAAUGGAUCAUAGUGUUGGAGGGUUCCCGUUGCUGUUUAUUAGCUUACUCGAAUUGAUUGUUUUGCAGUGGGUGUAUGGUUGGUCCCGCUUUUCUGAAGACGUGAAAAUAAUGCUUGGCAAGAAGCCUGGUAUCUACUUUCGGAUCAUGUGGCGUUAUAUAACUCCACUUCUUUUGUUGGCUGUCAUUGUAUUUAAAUUCGUUCAGCUGCAGACACACAAUCAUGAGGUGAAUCCUCUGCCAGUCUGGGCUCAGGUCCUGGGGUGGAUGAUUCAGUUGAUCCCCAUCGCCCUCAUCCCUGCCUUGUUCCUGGGCAGAUACUGCUACGACGGCGGCUUCAAGGCCUUAAAGAAAGCUGGAUCACCGCAAGCCGACUGGGGACCUGCAAGAGCGAAAAACCGCGCCGGGACAAUCUACGACACGGAUUCCAAGGCAUAAACUCUCUAAGUCCAACACCGCCUUUGACCAAUAUGCAUUCUAGUAUAUGUUAGCCAAAUAACUGUUGAGUGUGUAUAUGUUUUAUGUCGUUGUGGCUUCAGAGGGUCGGCGCAUCGUUUUUAAUGUUCGGUAAUUCUCGGACAAACUCGCCGUUAUAUACAAGUAUUAAAUUAGAGUGGUUCAGAUACCCCUGUGCGACUAUGCUAAAAACUGUGUUCCACUUAUAAAAGACAGGGUCAAAGUCUGCGUUAACGUGUCAUUUUCAUGCGAGAAAAAUUCCGAAUACAAUAAUGUCGUCCACAUACUUGUUUUUCGCAACUGUAAAUAUUUUUUCGAGGGCAUGUUUUAAUUAGAUAU
Lingula anatina is the source of this 2115-nucleotide messenger RNA. RefSeq names its product sodium- and chloride-dependent glycine transporter 1-like. The record is from RefSeq and is a predicted model, not a curated record. Lineage: Eukaryota; Metazoa; Brachiopoda; Lingulata; Lingulida; Lingulidae.